Molecule: messenger RNA, 1177 nt
Organism: Phyllopteryx taeniolatus (common seadragon)
Lineage: Eukaryota; Metazoa; Chordata; Actinopteri; Syngnathiformes; Syngnathidae
Gene: aimp1a
Product: aminoacyl tRNA synthetase complex interacting multifunctional protein 1a
Exons: 7
Coding region: 149-1096 (315 amino acids)
Molecular function (GO): tRNA binding
Source: RefSeq, a predicted model, not a curated record
ACAUGUGUUCCACAUCUAUAAACGUUGGGCCAAAUUUAGUACCCUUGCGCCCGCCUGUACUAAAUUAGUGUUAUCCUAGCUAUAGUAAGCAAGUGGCAAACCCUCGUCGACGCUCGAGGAAACGUGUAAAGGUGAUUGCAGAAAGUUCAUGUUUGUAGCUCGCUCCUUGUUCAAAAUGUCGAGUCCAAACCCCUUGGCGAGGCUGGAGCAGCGAGCCGCAGAGGCUGACCAGAUCAUCGAGUACCUCAAACAGCAAGUCCAGCUGCUGAAAGAGAAAGCCAGCGUCCAGGCCAGUGUCAGAGAGGAGAAGAAACUGCUGGUGGAAAACGCCAAGCUGAAGCAGGACAUAGAAGACCUGAAAAAACAGCUGCUGGACAAAGAGAAGAGGAGGGGAGUGCGAGACGUUCCCACGCCGUCAGUGGAAGACUCUGUGAAGUCCAAUGCCACCCCACCCCAAACCGGUGGUCCCGCACCCUUUGUCACCCACGCCGCCACCACUGUCGAGAGUCCUCCCCACAAAGACGACAGCAAGAAUAAAAAGAACCCAGAGAAAAAAGAGAAAAAGCCACAGCGGGUGGCGACAGCUGGUCAGGAUGACACCAAGGUGGAUGUGUCUCGGCUGGACCUGCGCGUCGGACGCAUCGUCACGGCAGAUAAGCACCCGGACGCUGAUAGUCUCUAUGUGGAGCAGGUGGACGUCGGGGAGCCUUCACCCAGAACGGUGGUCAGCGGGCUGGUCAAGCAUGUGCCUCUGGACCAGAUGCAGAACCGCAUGGCAGUUCUGCUUUGUAACCUGAAGCCGGCCAAGAUGAGAGGGGUGACGUCUCAGGCCAUGGUCAUGUGCGCCAGCUCGCCCGACAAUGUGGAAAUCCUCGAUCCUCCCAGCGGCGCCGUGCCAGGGGACAGAGUGACUUUCCAGGGCUUCCCAGGUGAGCCCGACAGAGAGCUGAACCCCAAGAAGAAAGUCUGGGAGCAGAUUCAGCCGCACCUGCGCACAGACUGCGACUGCGUGGCGACCUACAAAGGGGCGCUGUUCGAAGUGGCCGGAAAGGGAGUGUGCCGGGCGCAGACCAUGAGCAACAGCGGCAUCAAAUAAAAGAAGAUGAGGUGCUGCCCUGGUGGCAAAUGGAAGUGAAUAAGCGUUUGAAGGGCUUCAAUAAAAUUUUCAUCAAUCUUC